AUUGUGAUGUAGGGAUGCACCAACAGUAAUAAGACAAACCUAAGUAGAAUUAGAAAUGAAGUUUUAUGUGAUUGUAUCAAAACUUCUGACUUUUAAGUGUGUUCCCAACUGGUGAGAGAUAAUAACAAACAAGAAAAAAAAAGGAUGAAAGAACACAGUAUAUUGUACAGUCCUUGAUAUUCUCAAAGUGUAAACCAAACCACGGCUACUAUAACCCCUACCAUUAUGCUUUUUGAAGAAUCAGGAUGGAAUUUGUGGUCCUCCCUCAUUCUUUUUCACCAGUACCUUCCCCCAACUUCCAUUUCAUCCCAAUCAUCAAUCCACUUGAAAGAUUAUUUGCUUCUUACUGUUCUUUCGCUUUCUAGGAAGGGGAUGGAUAUGAGAGGCAGGAGGAGGAGCAUGAAGGGAAAGAUGAACGACGAAGGCACUGCCGGAGAGGAGGAAGAAGAAGAGGAAGACAAAGAUGUUGAAGGUUUAGGGAAGAAAACGGCGUUGACUUUCACCAGCAAGAGCGGAUCUGGUGGAGGGUCCUCGCUGCCUUGUUGCCAGGUGGAGAACUGUGAUGCAGACAUGACCAAUGCAAAACAGUACCACAGGCGCCACAAGGUUUGUGAAGCUCAUGCUAAGGCUCCAAUUGUUGCUGUUGUAGGUCUUUGGCAGCGGUUCUGUCAGCAAUGCAGCAGGUUUCAUGAGAUAUCUGCUUUUGAUGAAGCUAAAAGGAGUUGUCGCAGACGCUUAGCCGGACAUAAUGAGCGCCGCCGUAAAAGUUCAUAUGAUAAUCAGGGAGAAGGAUCGGCCUAAAGUGUUGCAUCCAAAUAUCAUGCUCUCUCUCUUCUGUCUAACCACAGAUUUGCAUGUCUACGAAUUGGCUCCCUGGUCACUCUUGUUUUUGCUCUCUAUCUUCUGUCAACCUUAAGAUGAUGUAUGUGUGCUGUCUAUGCACUGGCUAAUAAUACAAUGUAAGGAAAUGUAAUAAGGUUCAAUUUCCAAACCUCUAAUGCUUUAUGAUAACUGUGAUCUCUCAGUUAUUGAUUGUUGUUGCAGAUUAUCUCGGAUAUUUAUAAGGUUAAUGUUAUUUGUUUGUCCUUUUUUCUAA
This is a messenger RNA of Impatiens glandulifera, 1096 nucleotides long. RefSeq names its product squamosa promoter-binding protein 1-like. The record is from RefSeq and is a predicted model, not a curated record. Gene Ontology annotation, cellular component: nucleus. The transcript has 2 exons. NCBI's taxonomy places the organism in Eukaryota, Viridiplantae, Streptophyta, Magnoliopsida, Ericales, Balsaminaceae. Gene Ontology annotation, molecular function: DNA binding. The coding region runs from base 226 to 801 and encodes 191 amino acids.